This is a messenger RNA of Vitis vinifera (wine grape), 1222 nucleotides long. RefSeq names its product MLP-like protein 34. NCBI's taxonomy places the organism in Eukaryota, Viridiplantae, Streptophyta, Magnoliopsida, Vitales, Vitaceae. The record is from RefSeq and is a predicted model, not a curated record. The transcript is spliced from 4 exons. Gene Ontology annotation, biological process: defense response. The coding region runs from base 40 to 978 and encodes 312 amino acids.
CCUUGGCUAGUUACUAUCUGGUUUCCAAAGAAAGAAGAAAUGGCUCAGAUAGAUAAGAUGGAAACCCAUGUAGAGAAAAAGUCCCCUGCCAAUGAGUUCUACGAGGUCUUCAGCAGCAAAGCUCAUCUCAUUCCCAAGGCCUGCCCUGACAAAAUCAAGAGCAUCGAAGUGGUUGAAGGUGAUUGGAAGAGUGUGGGCUCUGUCAAGCUCUGGACUUACUGUAUCGGAGGAAAUACUUCGUCUAGCAAGGAGAGGGUGGAAAAGAAAGACGAUAAGAACAAGUCCAUCACUUUCAAGGCUCUGGAUGGAGAGGUCAUGAAGGAUUUCAAGAGCGUCAUCUCCAUCCUUGAAGUGAGUGCAAAGGAUGACGGCAGCCUGGUGAAAUGGACUUUGGAAUAUGAGAAGUCAAAUGAGAAACUCCUACCUCCAGAUGCUUACCUCAGCCUUGUAAUUAGUAUGAGUAAAGAAAUCGACGCUUACCUUCUCAAGCUAGGUACUUGGUUUUCAAACACAACAAAAAUAAUGGCUCAAAUUGCCAAGAUGGAGGUCCAAGCAGAGAUCAAGUCCCCUGCCAGUAAGUUCCACGAGGUCUGUAGCCGUAAAGUUUAUCUCGUACCCAAGGCUUGCCCUGAAAAAAUUAAGAGCAUUGAAGUAGUUGAAGGUGACUGGAAGACUGUGGGCUCUGUCCAGCUUUGGACUUAUUUCAUCGGAGGAAAUACCGAAGAGGCUAAGUUGGUGGUUGAAAGGGUAGACGAGGAAAACAAAACGGUCACUAUGAACGUUGUGGAAGGAGAUAUCGUGAAGUAUUUCAAGAUCUUCAAGUGCACUAUUCAAGUAACCGUAAAGGAUAAGGGCAGCUUGGUGACAUGGAGUGUGGAAUAUGAGAAGCUAAAUGAGAGUGGCCCCGCUCCAGAUGCUUACCUCAACUUUGCAAUGGGUAUCGUUGAGAACGUGGAUGCUUACCUUCUCAAGGCAUGACAACAAAGGCGUAUUCAUGAGUCAUGACAUGGUAUGAAGCACUGGUACAACAAAAACUUGGGAAUAAUGUACCACACGCCAUGUCCUCAACUUCUACUGGUCAUCGCUAUAAUAUUAAAAGUAACUUCUUAUUCUACUUAUAUACCUUCCAAGUACUUUGUGUCUUGAAUGUUAUUAUCUAAAAAUAAAAAUAGAAAAUCUCGAAGAAGAGCAUUGUCCUUCGACACUUUUCUUUCUUUCUUUC